UCUUUCGUCAGAGAAAUGGCUAAGCAUGUUUGAACUUAUGAGCUGUAAUGAAAGACAAAAUAACUGGGCCAUCCAAAAAGAAGGCUUCUUCUAUUGAUGUACGACCAAGUGGCCGAAGACCGAGUAACGUCGUUAAUCCCUUUCUUUUACCGGAAUUUGACGAGGAAAAUUAUGACCCCAGAACCGAAUCAGCGCCGAGCGUCAAUGAAGAAACCAAAUCAGCCCCAACAAUCUGGCAGAAAGGAGGGGGUGUGAGUUUUAAAAAGGUCGCGAAGGCUAUAACUCAACAGAGAAAAUGGUCAAAUGUGCUCAAGGAAGUGCGUCAAUCAGAUGACCACACCCGAGCAAGAGGAUUUGUUGCUAAAUCUGAAGAUGGAAAAGGAAGACUUAGCUUCAAUGUUAACGCCUUCAAGUCCCAUGUCCAAUCUUGUGGAUUUCUGUCACCAAGUGUGAAGAAAACAUUAAGAACUCUUUCCUGGAACAGAACUGCAGAGGAAAUUGAAGUAAUUCUUCAAGUUGUGAAGAAGUUGAAAUGUUUUGCUCGUUAUCCUAUGUACGUCAAACGAGAACUGGCCAAAGUGUUAUAUUACGACAUGUUUGACAAAGGCAGAGUGGUUAUAAAACAGGGACAUGUUGGCAUUUCGUUUUACUUUAUCGUGUCAGGUUCAGUGAUAGUAGAAAGAAUGGAAGAAGAUAAAAAUACUGGAGAACAACAUAAACAGGUUGUUGGUGAGAUGUCGGAAGGAGACGCUUUUGGAGAACUGGCUUUGCUUCACAACAUCAGAAGAACAGCUACGAUCAUAUGUAAAGAAAACUCAGAGUUCCUUAGAGUUGACAAACCUGAUUUUGACGAGGUUUUACGAAACAGUCAUCAAAUCGAAUGGGAGAGAAAGCUAUCUGUGCUUAAUUCGCAGCCGCUUCUCUCAGAAUGGGCAAACACUGAAAUACGACAUACAGUUGAACAUACCAAGCUCAGAGAGUUCCCUCCUAACACGGUGAUUCUUGGCGAUAUAGAUGGUCCCGCUGAUGACGUAUAUUUCAUUCAAUCUGGCACGUGUAAAGUAGUGAGAGAAAUAGCAAUGAUACGAAAGGAAUCUUCUUCCGGUAAAAUCAGCCUACGACUUCCGCCUAUCAACUUCAACCGGAAAAACAUGAAAGACAAGGAAAGAGUGGUGAAAAAAUUCAUUAUUGUUCACGAGUUAAACAGAGGAGAUUUCUUUGGAGUGGGCGAGGAUUUCAGGAAAACAUUCAUUAUAACAGUUGGAAGAGUACACUGUGUGCUGAUCAGACAACUCAUCUUCAUGAAAAAGGAGAGAGGAAAAACACUGGAGACAUUAAAACAGAAACUGAGCGAAGCCUUUAUUACAGAAAAACAGGCUUUUAAGUGCUACAUUGAGGACAGAAACUGGAAGAUUUAUAAGAAGAGGCUAAUUGAUGACAUUAUCACAAGACGCACGAGACCACACAAAACAAGUUUUGAUGAUGUCCCUGUUGUAGUAAGAGCUGACAACAAAGAUUACUUUGAUUCAUGAUUGAUAUGAGUAAAGACAAGGUCU
Messenger RNA from Orbicella faveolata, 1556 nucleotides. RefSeq lists its product as uncharacterized. NCBI's taxonomy places the organism in Eukaryota, Metazoa, Cnidaria, Anthozoa, Scleractinia, Merulinidae. The record is from RefSeq and is a predicted model, not a curated record.